UGUUUUUUCAGAUUGUACGUCGUCACUUCACUCGUAGGGAGGGUUGAGGCCCUCCCUUGCAUGAUGUCUUUGCAUUCUAAUUUGCUAUACAGUACAUUCCAAUCGGCUACAGUACUCCUGCUGUUGAGCGUAUUGUCCGCAUCUGCAGAAUAUGUGAGCACUGAAUUGGAAUUGGACGCAAAUGUUAAUUCGGUUGAGUGCGUGCAAUGCGUGCAGCUAUGGCGCGCCGCGUCGCAACGCGACGCGAGGGCUUGCGGUCCGCACGCGAAAACAUGCAAAGGAAACGCAUGUUUUAUGCGCCAAUGUAAGCACUGUCCCGUCUAUCAGUACAUGUCCGGCUGCGUUGUGCUUACGCCUUGGCAAAUCGCUGAUUUGGAGGUCAAUCGCCGACGAUCUGAGUUGAAGUUGCGAAGAGUUGGGUCAGAGCUUUUAUGCGAAGAUACUUUCAAUCAAACGACAUGUAUAUGUAACAGAAGGGACAAGUGCAAUUCAAUGUAUGCUCGAUUACCAUUCUCCACCUAUGGUGAAGGGGUAUUCAAUGGUGUCGUAAAUUUUGAUCAAAUUAUUGCCGAAUUGGAUCCAAGGUACCUCGAUGUAAUAUCCGGUUAUCAAUACCGGUUUGCUAAAAGCUCAACGGCGGCUAAUAGUUUUACAUUAGUAACUGUAUUAUUAUUGUCUGUUAUCUUAUUGAUAUGUAAUUUGUUCUAAUUUGUGACUUUGUGUGCACUUACGUACAUCAUGCAGUUGUGUUAAAAUUUUC
This is a messenger RNA of Cylicocyclus nassatus, 760 nucleotides long. The record is from the annotation of a GenBank genome assembly. NCBI's taxonomy places the organism in Eukaryota, Metazoa, Nematoda, Chromadorea, Rhabditida, Strongylidae.